UCCUUUUUAGUUUUUCGCCUUUGAUUCAUCUGUAAUUCCCAUGUCUGUUCUUGUUUCAAUUUCAACUUGUUAGGGUUCUGUUUGCAUUGUGUUCAUUGCCUUCAAUUUCAUUCAAGAAUGCGUUUCUUCCCUUCUUUAUUUUUCUGGUCAUUCUUUAAAGGAAUUGUUUGAAAUGCCUAUAUCGGUGUUGGGAAAUUCUGUUUGGUGGGUUUGAUCAAAGAAUUGGUUGAUUCUAGCGUUGCUUUUGUUCAAUGAAAAAUUGGGAUAUUGUGGAAUAAUGUCUAGCAUUUUGAUAGCUGUUCAUUCUUUUGGUACAUUUAAUGAUGGGAUUGUUGUUGACUCUGUGGUUUGCGUCCAUUGAUCAUCCUCUGUAAACCAUUUCUUUUUGUAUUUUGUGGAAGGGAUUUUCGAUGGAUGGUUAUUGUCCUUCGCAUUGUCCCCGCAUUUUCUUUGUGUUAUUUAAUUUUUAUUUUGGAGAAGGUUUUUGCGAAUUUGUAUGAGUCUGUUGAUGUAAAGUUCAGUAAUAUUCCAUGGACGAUUAGAUUGGCUACCUUUUAGGUGAAUCUAUCUCAACACUUCUUUGUUUUUUUUUAUUGCCCUGCUUUCUUUAUCUUCGUUUUUUUUUUAACAAUUGGAUCUGCUAAUAGUAUCUCUUAUGAUUUAGAAAUACGAAUACCAUUCAUGGUGUGUCUAUUUUGAUUUAUGUACUCAACUUGCAUCUCGGUUGACACUGUGAAAGUGAAGAUCAUAAACACCAUGCAUAGCUGAAAGGCGUCUCCCUAGCGUUAAUCUAACAAGAGAAGGUGGUUUUUUAAAAUUUUGAAGUGAAGGAUGCCUGCAGCUCCUGGAAGUUUUAUGCUAUAAGCUCCUUGACUAGGAAACAGUGUCUGAUGCUCUUUUAGGAUUGUGGUGAAGUAGUAAAGACCGUUCUAUCGGGUGCUUGGGAGAUUGGGCAAAUUUGUGUUCUUAAUUAUCUCCGUGAGAAGAUUACUGUUCAUCCGUCCAAUUCAUGAAGUUGUAAUCACUGAGUGAAAUCUGCUUGAGAAAGAAAAAAUGAAAGUGGCUUUUAAGCAUGUUCUGCUGUUUUCUCUACUGUCCUUAUUGUUCUGUGGUCGUGCUAUAGCUGAGUUUGAACAAGGGAAUUCACAAAAGAUAAUAUCUGCCCCAGAUAAAGAUGGAAUAAAAGUUAUCGAUGGCUCUGGUACAGAGAGUUUGUUGCUGCAUGAGAGAAAAGGAGGGAGUAGAGUUUCAGUAGCGACUGUUGCAGUAUUUACAUUAGCCAUGGCUGCUGCCACUGGUUUAGGUGCUGUUCCAUUCUUCUUUGUGGAACUCGAUCCACAAUGGGCUGGUAUAUGCAAUGGAAUGGCUUCUGGGGUGAUGUUGUCUGCUAGCUUUGAUCUUAUUCAAGAAGGGCAGGAACAUGGUGCCGGCAAUUGGGUGGUAAUUGGGAUUUUGGCUGGUGGAAUUUUUAUUUGGCUUUGUAAGAAGUUUCUUGAACAGUAUGGUGAAGUGAGUAUGUUGGAUAUAAAAGGUGCAGAUGCAACUAAAGUUGUUCUUAUAAUUGGCAUAAUGACUCUUCAUUCAUUUGGUGAGGGCUCUGGUGUUGGUGUUUCUUUUGCUGGGUCAAAGGGUUUCUCUCAAGGUCUUUUGGUGACUUUAGCUAUCGCUGUGCAUAAUAUACCUGAGGGAUUAGCUGUAAGUAUGGUUCUUGCCUCAAGGGGUGUCUCACCACAGAAUGCCUUAUUAUGGAGUAUGAUUACAUCAUUACCGCAGCCUAUUGUAGCAGUUCCCUCUUUCAUAUGUGCUGAUGCAUUUAAUAAGUUCCUUCCGUUCUGUACGGGCUUUGCUGCUGGAUGUAUGAUAUGGAUGGUGAUCGCAGAAGUACUCCCAGAUGCAUUUAAGGAAGCCUCACCAUCACAAGUUGCAUCCGCAGCCACACUUUCUGUGGCGUUCAUGGAAGCUCUAGGCACAUUGUUCCAGAGUUUCACCCGUGAAUACAACUCUGAAGUUGUUUCUGGCUUCUUUGUUUCCUUACUUUUUGGCGUCGGACCACUACUCGGUGGUCUUGUUCUAGUUGCAUUUGCUCUUGCUUUCCAUCUUCAGCAUGCCCUUCUCAUGGGUGCUGCUUCUGGGAUUGCUUUCAUCCUCGGUGCCUGGCGACCGAUGCAGCUACUAUUUUCUUCAAAAAUGGAUUUCAUCCCUCUCGUAAUGCUUUUGAUUUUAGGAGCGGUACUCGUCCACUUCUCGAAUUCCAGUCUUCUGAAGCUUGCUGGCGGGAAAAGAGCUUCAGUGAAUGAUUUACCUGCUUCAACUAAUUUUUCAGUAAGUGUGCACACCCUUCAAUCUUUCCUAUCAUGUGGAGCAGUUGCAUUUCAUGCUUUAGCCGAAGGGCUUGCACUAGGAGUCGCUGCACCGAAGGCUUACGGAUUCGGUCGUCACAUGGUUCUUCCUGUUUCUCUACAUGGCCUCCCUCGGGGCGCAGCAGUAGCUAGUUGUGUAUUUGGGGCAACUGAUAACUGGCAUGGAUCUCUCAUCAGCGCAGCCCUCAUUGGAUUCGUUGGUCCAAUCUCUGCCAUUGGAGCCAUACUUGCAGGUAUCGACUACAGCGGGUUAGAUCACGUGAUGGUGCUGGCUUGUGGAGGGUUACUUCCGAGCUUCGGAAGUAUAAUCAAAAGAGCAAUGCAAUUGGAUACACAGAAAAGUAGCAGCGGACUUGUGCUUGGUUUGGGGUUCGCUAUCUUGUGUUUGAUGUGCACCAAGCUGGUUUGCUUGCACACGCCUUACUGCAACUCUGCACCAGAGGCAGUUAGAUGACGAGCGAGCAAGCGGGUUCGUCGUCUUUGUAAUUAUUUUGGCAGGUCGCUGCGGCAUGCUGCUGCUGCUGCUUGCAAUGGGAUACACAUUUUUGAAUUGUAGCACACACAUGAGUUUAAAGAGCAACUCAUGGCUGUGGUUUUGACUCAAAUUUGCAAGGGAAAGAGGAGAGGGAGGGAGCGGCCAAUUUCUAGAGGUGUAUGUUUAAGUUCUUCUAUACCAUAGGGGUUCUGAUUUAUCUUUUCAUACCUUAGGAAUUUUAGAUUACUUUUCUUAUAUUUUGAAUAAUUUUUUUAUAUUUUUAAAAUUUCAAUACUGUUCAACGUAGAUAUUAUUUCCUUUGGAAUU
Cucurbita moschata (crookneck pumpkin) is the source of this 3162-nucleotide messenger RNA. Its product is annotated as putative zinc transporter At3g08650. Gene Ontology annotation, biological process: zinc ion transmembrane transport. Gene Ontology annotation, molecular function: zinc ion transmembrane transporter activity. Lineage: Eukaryota; Viridiplantae; Streptophyta; Magnoliopsida; Cucurbitales; Cucurbitaceae. Gene Ontology annotation, cellular component: membrane. The transcript has 6 exons. The coding region runs from base 1054 to 2814 and encodes 586 amino acids. The record is from RefSeq and is a predicted model, not a curated record.